This is a messenger RNA of Staurois parvus, 302 nucleotides long. Lineage: Eukaryota; Metazoa; Chordata; Amphibia; Anura; Ranidae. The record is from the annotation of a GenBank genome assembly.
GCAGGGUAUGGGGUGGCCAUUUAUAAAUGGCCACCCGACCCUGCAGUGCCACCGCUUGGGUGGCCGUUUAUACACGGCCUCCCUGCACCCUGCUUGUGCGUGCUCCCCGGACACAGUGAAACACCGAUCGUCGGACGGGACCUCUGUACGAGGACCUCUGUACGAAGUCCCGAUCAUGUGAUCACUGAUUGGCCAAUCAGUGAUCAGAUGCAAAGUAGUAAGCAAGAUAUCACUUGUGACAUCAUUGCUUACUACGUGUGAAAUCUGUGAAUGAUCACAGAGGUCACAUGGUACAAGGCUAU